This is a messenger RNA of Sphaerodactylus townsendi, 2706 nucleotides long. RefSeq names its product zinc finger protein 431-like. NCBI's taxonomy places the organism in Eukaryota, Metazoa, Chordata, Lepidosauria, Squamata, Sphaerodactylidae. The transcript has 4 exons. The coding region runs from base 1 to 2517 and encodes 838 amino acids. The record is from RefSeq and is a predicted model, not a curated record.
AUGGGCAAUGGGGAGAGCUGUUGGGAAUCGCCCAACCGGAAGCCCGGACACUCAUGCCGCUCUAGCCUUCCCCCUCUAUUACUUACCGGCCUUCCGGCUUGGCUGCCCGACUCGCCGGCCUGUUUGAGCGAGAUCGCGCAGGCGCAGUUAGCCCCAAGCGAUGCGGGCCGGGGUCGGAGGCGAGGGGGCGUGGCCCGCCGCAGCUCGCCGGCGGCCAUGGAGGAGGAGUGGGCGCAGCUGAGCCCCGCAGAGCCUGAAGGGUACGAGAUCGUGGUGCCUAUUACUGUCUUUGAGUUGAGCGAUGACGAUUUUUUGACAAAUGAAGAUGUAGCUGUUUCAGGGGAAGAUUCAUUCUGCCUUCCUUCUGGAAAAGCUGAGAUUGUAAAAGAGGACCCAGGAGCAGGAGGUGUCUGCAAGCAGCAUUUGACCGAAGGCGCCCUCAGAGCAGAGCACAGAGUGAAACAAGCUGCGCCGGACAAAGUGACAAAAAGCCAGGGACGCGAUGAAGAGGUACCUGAUGCACGUGAAGACUUAAGUGUGGUUUCGUUUCAGAAUGUGCUGGAUCACUCAGAGCCCUAUCAGGACAGCCGAUCAGGACAGAGCCCGAUCAGAUCAGCCGUGGCUUUCUUAGACCCCAAGAUCCAGAAGAGAACAGAAAAAGAACAUGAGAGUGCCAGUGCUCUUGGCGGCGAUCGCAUCUGUGACCGACAGAUGCUGGCUUUUCUGAAUACACAGAGUGAAGGAGAGAAGACAAAUGACGUCGUAAAGGUGGCAACGACAGUUUCGCAGGGGACGGAUCCCGUUGCAGACGCAGUUGUUCGGGAGAGGCUGCCGGAGCUUCCUGCUGUGGAUCCGGCCAGGGGUGUUAAUGAGGAAGGUAGUGGCUCUUUGGAGUGUAAUGAAACCAGCCAGGGACUUAGAAAGAACAGUGUACUCAGUGAGGAAGCGCACCAGAGUAACAACUCAAAAGAGUAUCCACGCGUUGCUGACAAAAAUGAACAAGGCGCCUCAUCUCUUGUUAAUGGCGAUUGCCUUACAGGAAAAUUCCCGGAAGAUGCUGAAAGUUUGAUAAAGCGUGACUGCUCUAAUCCCAAGACAGACGGUUCUGGAAGCUUUGCUCCACCCGAAGUGAUUGACGGUUCAGAAAAGCACGAUACGCACAAAACCACGAAAGACUCCAGCGAAAAUGCAGAAAGUGGCCAACGGUUAAAAAGAAAUGGUGGUCAUCCACCUUCAGUUAAUGUCAAAAAACGCAAGACCGGAAAAACAGCACGGGAACAGGCAGACGGCUUGCAAAAGGGGGAAACCGUCGGCCCGAACGCCGUGGUGUGGAAAAAAUCGGGCUGUUUUCCACAGACGCAUAGUUGUGACCAGUGUGGCUUGGUACUUCGCAAAGAAGAGCACUUGGUAUACCACAAGGCCGUUCACUUGCAAGUUCAACCGAGUGAGAAUGGUAAUGACCAACCAUCUGGGAGGGAUGCAGGGUCCCCUGAAGCCAAGUCUGCUGGUAGACCAGCUCUUAAGCUGUUCAAAUGCCUGCAGUGUGCGUAUGUCAGUUCCUCGUUCGACAACCUACGCCUGCAUUUUGCUACUCACACAGGGGAAAAACCGUUCAAGUGUCACGACUGCGACAAGUCGUUCCGAAAUUCCAGCCACUUAAAGCGGCACAGCUUUCUGCACAUUCAGAACCCCCGCAAAUGCAGCUGGUGCCGUUUCAUAGGCGGCACUUCGGGGGAACUUAAGUCACACCAGAAGACCUGCAAGGACAAGAGGCCAGCAGGCAAAGAAGUCCAACCCUCCACUUCAAGAUGCGAGGACCCCGAGGAGCAAACAAGUGGGGAGGAAACAAAGAGAAGCGCUCUGUUGUGUGCGAGCCAAAUACGUUUGUACAGCUGCGAGCACUGCGAUUAUUCUACCUGUACGUCAGACCGCCUGAAAAUUCACGUGAGAAUUCACACGGGCGAGAAGCCGUUUGCUUGCGACGUGUGCCAGAAGAAGUUUCGAACCUCGAGUCACCUGAAGCGUCACACGUUGGUGCAUCAGAAGCGGGAGUUUAACUGCAGCCGCUGUGACUAUUCCGCCGGCAACUGGUUGUCCUUGAAGCAACACAUCGCUUCACACGGGGGCGAGAAUCUUCAGAAGAAACCUCCCUUGCCUGCCAAAGUUCACGCGUGCCAAGAGUGCAGCUACUCCACUCUCAAAAAGGAACACUUGACGAUUCACCUCCGGACACACACAGGGGAGAAACCGUACGAGUGUCUUCACUGCGGCCACGCCUUCCGUACGCCGGGGCACUUAAAGAAACACCUGUCCACCCAUGCGAAGCUGCAGUGUGACCAGUGCAAUUUUGCUACCCUUGACAAGCAUGUUCUGCGCAAGCAUGCCCAGACUCACAAGGGGACAGAGCCUUCUGAAGAUAAGUACAAAUGCAAUAAGUGCAGGCGCACCUUCUCUGCGUUGCGCAUCUUUAAGGCUCACAAGAGAAAGCAUGAGGGACCCAAAAACGUGAAAUCAUAAAAAGGCGAGUCACUGCCAUCGAGGAAGCCUGUGAUUCACCCUGAACUUGUCUUUUACGGAUACAGACUUCCCAAAAGCAUUCAGCGUUCUGCUUUGGCCAGAAGUUUGCCUGAAUCGACAGCCAGGAUCUUGUAAGACACAAGAGAGGGCUGAGAAAUUUACUCCUCCGGCCAGUCCCCGCUCCUUCCU